This is a messenger RNA of Salarias fasciatus (jewelled blenny), 2119 nucleotides long. RefSeq names its product angel homolog 2 (Drosophila) (gene angel2). The transcript is spliced from 9 exons. The record is from RefSeq and is a predicted model, not a curated record. Gene Ontology annotation, molecular function: 3'-5'-RNA exonuclease activity; mRNA 3'-UTR binding. Lineage: Eukaryota; Metazoa; Chordata; Actinopteri; Blenniiformes; Blenniidae. Gene Ontology annotation, biological process: 3'-UTR-mediated mRNA stabilization. The coding region runs from base 153 to 2024 and encodes 623 amino acids.
UCAUCCUACGUGCCUGUCGGCGGAGCGGCUCGUGUUCGAUUCACUCGAUAUUUUCAUUAAAUCUCCCAAAUGUGGACUUACAAAAGCUUCUUUUCAGUCGAUCGUGCGGAACCUUAAACGAUGUUUCCCCCCACAACGAAGAGAAACCCCACAUGUUCCUUCGCAGGCUGAGCUUCUCCUCUGUUUCCGUCCCGGCCCCCCCUCCAUGGUGGCUGGUGUGGGGGUGUCGACCCCCACCGGGGACCCCGAGACGCGGUGACGGCGGCGGGCAGCCGUUCUGCACAUCGCCCGGCGUGAUGGAGCAAAUCCACCGGAGCAGCGAGCCCCCCCACAAACGGAAGAGGAGCGCCGACAAGGAGGUGCGGCAAGGGGGCGUGGCUUCUCCAGAGACCCCCGGACCUGGGUCAAUGCAGCGGGGCCGCGCCGACCAGAGGGGACCUCAGGGGGGCCGGGAUGUGGGUGUGUGGACGGGGAUCCACCCUCAUCAAGGCCACACCUCCCAGUCUAAUGACCCAGGACAGGUGGGCGGAACUAACAAUCCACCCACCAGUCACCCCUACAACUGGGGCCAAGUGGGCGGAGCUACCUGGCCCCCCAUCAACCAGCCAAGCUAUCAGGGCCAAGUGGGCGGAGCUACCUGGCCCCCCAUCAACCAGCCAAGCUAUCAGGGACAACUGGGCGGAGCUACCUGGCCCCCCAUCAACCAGCUGAGUGACCAUGGACAAGUGGGCGGAGCUAACUGGCCACCCAACAACCAAAAUCAAACGGGUGGAGCCAACAGGUCACCUACCAAUCAUGGAACAGUGGGUGGGGCUGACCGGCCGCCGCCUCCAACUGGAACUUUUCCGUCAAUCAAACCUCUUCAGAGACGGUGGGAGUCCUGCAGUACAGACCCCCCUCCUCCGGGGGGCAGCGGAGUGCUGGACUUCUCAGUGAUGUCCUACAACCUGCUGUCCCAGGAGCUGCUGCAGGACAACGUCUACCUGUACAGACACUGCAGCCCCGCCGUGCUGUCCUGGAGCUACCGGCUGCCCAACCUGCUGUCCGAGAUCCGGCUGCACCACGCCGACAUUUUGUGUCUCCAGGAAGUCCAGCAGGAUCACUACGAGAACCAGAUCAGACCGGCUCUGCAGGAAUUGGGUUACCAGUGUGAGUACAAGAAGCGAACGGGCAGUAAGCCAGACGGCUGUGCGGUGGUCUUCAACACCGCCGUCUUCUCCCUGGUCUCGUCCAAUCCGAUUGAGUUCUUCCGUGUGGGCGACGCCCUCCUGGACCGGGACAACGUGGGCCAGGUGGUGCUGCUGCGGCCGCGUUGCGCCCCCCCAGACUCCGCCUCCUUCAUCUGCGUGGCCAACACCCACCUCCUCUACAACCCCCGGCGGGGCGACGUCAAGCUGGCUCAGCUCGCCAUCCUAUUGGCCGAGUUGGGGCGGCUGGCCCGCCUCCCGGACGGAUCCACCAAUCCAGUGCUGCUGUGCGGGGAUCUGAACUCCGCCCCCUAUAGCCCCCUGUACAAGUUUCUGACCCGGGGCCGACUGGACUACACCGGACUGCAGAUCGGCAUGGUGUCGGGGCAGGAGGACGGCUCCAGAGGACAGCGUCUGCUCUCAUCCCCCAUCUGGUCUCACAGUGUGGGCAUCAACCACCGCUGCCAGUACCAGAAGGCAGCCAGCAGCAGCACGGCUGAAGACGGAGCGGUCUCUGAACUGUCGGUGGACGACAGCGCUGCUUUCAACAGAGCGACCCUGGAGCACACUCUGAAUCUGCGCUCGUCUUAUCUUCACCGCCUGAAGCCUGAUGGGAGGUCAGAGGUCACCACAUGUCACUCUCGAACUGCCAUGACGGUGGAUUACAUCCUCUACACUCCUGAUGUGCCUCCACUUCCUGGUGGGCGUGGCCUCCAGCUGCUCGGCAGGCUGUCAUUGGUCGGCCACUCGGAGCUGAAGGAAGUCCAGGGUUUGCCCAAUCAGCACCACUCGUCGGACCACCUGCCCCUCCUGGUCCGCUUCCGCCUGUGGACCUGACCCCUGACCCCUGACCCCUGACCCCUGACCUCUGUACACAACUACCCAGAAGUGACAUUUUUAGUUUGUAAAUAAAUAAAUAAUUUCUACUUUUA